Molecule: messenger RNA, 489 nt
Organism: Centruroides sculpturatus (bark scorpion)
Lineage: Eukaryota; Metazoa; Arthropoda; Arachnida; Scorpiones; Buthidae
Product: CXADR-like membrane protein
Exons: 3
Coding region: 1-489 (162 amino acids)
Source: RefSeq, a predicted model, not a curated record
AUGGGGUAUCUGGGUGAAUUUCUUCAGACCGUUUUUGGAAUCGUUGGUAACAAAGUAUCUUUACCAUGCAACAUAUCUUCUCCUACCGAAGACGAUUCGGUAAGUCUAAUUUUGUGGUAUAAAGACGAAGCAACUACCCCUUCAUACAGUCUGGAUGCUCGAAGAGGUUCUUUAAAUCAAGCACGUCAUGCUGCAAGCGAUGUCCUCUCCAAUCGAGCUUACCUCAGUAUAGCGAGUCGUCCUGCAACUUUGCAAUUGGAUCCACUUCUUGAAGAAGAUGAAGGAUUCUACAGAUGUCGCGUUGAUUUCAAGAAAGCCAGAACACGUAACUCAGAUGUCAUUCUUACUGUUCUUGUACCACCCAAGAAACCCAUCAUUACAGAUCACAGUGGAGAGAUCUUACAAAGUUUGAUAGGACCUUACAACGAGGGAGAUCGACUUGUUCUCAUUUGUGAAGCGGAAGGUGGUAAGUUAAUCAAUGAAAUGUGA